Panthera uncia (snow leopard) is the source of this 3326-nucleotide messenger RNA. It is a transcript of the gene ULK3, whose product is annotated as unc-51 like kinase 3. The record is from RefSeq and is a predicted model, not a curated record. Bases 795 to 2213 code for a protein of 472 amino acids. Gene Ontology annotation, cellular component: cytoplasm; autophagosome. Gene Ontology annotation, molecular function: protein serine/threonine kinase activity; ATP binding. NCBI's taxonomy places the organism in Eukaryota, Metazoa, Chordata, Mammalia, Carnivora, Felidae. The transcript has 16 exons. Gene Ontology annotation, biological process: autophagosome organization; protein autophosphorylation; peptidyl-serine phosphorylation.
GAACCUGGAUCCCAUCCCGAGGCAGCCUGCAAACGGCCAGCUCACCAGCCCCAGAGCCACUGAAUGAUAGUGGCAGUGACCAAGGUUUUGUAAACUUUCUGGUGUUUUUUUCUUCAUGUAUAAAUGUAUAUGUUAUGUCUCAAUUUUUGUGCUUUAAAUAAAAAUGACAUUUUCAGACAACACUGGUCCUAAUGUCUUGUGGACUUCGGAGGAUGGGGGUGGCCUACGGACCCUGAAUGGAGCUGCUCCAGUGAUGAGGGGACAGUUAAGAUUCUGCGAUUCUGCAUCUGGCCACCCUGUUCUGGCUGGUCUAGGAGGGGCCAAACCCCUUCCUGAGACUAUUGGUCUCUUCCAAAGGCACCUUCUUGUCCCAGUACCUCUAGUUCAGAGCUGUUGGUCUAGGUCGGAGGGGGACUCUCUGGAGCCUCUUUGACUUAACCCCCACUCCACACACCUGCUCACCCUGGCGCCUCCCCUGUUGCCCCUCACGUGAGCCAUAAAGCCUGGAUGGGAUUCCUCCUGGUGACCUUGUCUGCUGGCCUCAGCCCUCAAGGACCUCAGUGUUCCCAAAGGACCCUUGCGGGCACUGGCGGAUCACGCAAUCACCAGGCGCCCGGGAACUGUACCUGGGGAACCUGGUGCGAAGCCAGCGCCCCGCCCACCGCGCUGCAGUCCCGGCGGGCGGCGCUGGGGGCAGCGUGGAGUGCUCCCCGCGGCCGCGCGUUCUGCCCGCUGGGCUGCGCGCCGGAACCCCGCGCCUGAAAGCAGGAAACGGCGGGAGCGGGGCGGCGGGGAUGGCGGGGCCCGGUUGGGGCCCCCCGCGGCUGGACGGCUUCAUCCUCACCGAGCGCCUGGGCAGUGGCACGUACGCCACAGUGUACAAAGCCUACGCCAAGAAGGACACUCGUGAGGUGGUAGCCAUAAAGUGCGUGGCCAAGAAGAGUCUGAACAAGGCAUCCGUGGAGAAUCUACUGACAGAGAUUGAGAUCCUCAAGGGCAUUCGACACCCCCACAUUGUACAGCUGAAAGACUUCCAGUGGGACAGCGACAACAUCUACCUCAUCAUGGAGUUCUGUGCAGGGGGUGACCUGUCUCGCUUCAUUCAUACCCGCAGGAUUCUGCCUGAGAAGGUGGCUCGUGUCUUCAUGCAGCAGUUGGCUAGUGCCCUGCAGUUCCUGCAUGAACGGAAUAUCUCUCACCUGGAUCUGAAGCCACAGAACAUUCUGCUGAGCUCCUUAGAGAAGCCCCACCUUAAAUUGGCAGACUUCGGCUUCGCACAGCACAUGUCCCCCUGGGACGAGAAGCAUGUACUGCGUGGCUCCCCUCUCUACAUGGCCCCUGAGAUGGUGUGUCAGCGGCAGUACGACGCCCGUGUGGACCUCUGGUCCGUGGGGGUCAUCCUGUACGAAGCCCUCUUCGGGCAGCCCCCCUUUGCCUCCAGGUCGUUUGCGGAGCUGGAAGAGAAGAUCCGGAGCAACCGGGUUAUCGAGCUCCCCUUGCGGCCCCCGCUCUCCCGAGACUGCCGGGACCUGCUGCAGCGGCUCCUAGAGCGGGACCCCAACCGUCGCAUCUCCUUCCAGGAUUUCUUCGCCCACCCCUGGGUGGACCUGGAGCAUGUGCCCAGUGGGGAGAGCCUGGCACGAGCGACCGCCCUCGUGGUGCAGGCAGUGAAGAAGGACCAGGACGGGGACGCCGCGGCUGCUCUGUCUCUCUACUGCAAAGCUCUGGACUUCUUCGUGCCCGCCCUGCACUAUGAAGUGGAUGCCCAGCGGAAGGAGGCAAUUAAGGCAAAGGUGGGGCAGUACGUGUCCCGGGCUGAGGAGCUCAAAGCCAUCGUCUCCUCCUCCAAUCAGGCCCUGCUGAGGCAGGGGACCUCAGCCCGAGACCUGCUCAGAGAGAUGGCCCGAGACAAACCUCGCCUCCUCGCUGCCCUGGACGUGGCUUCGGCUGCCAUGGCCAAGGAGGAGGAAGCUGGUGGGGAGCAGGAUGCCCUGGACCUGUACCAGCACGGCCUGGGGGAGUUAUUGGUGCUGCUGGCAGCGGAGCCCCCAGGCCGGAGGCGGGAACUGCUUCACGCUGAGGUUCAGAACCUCAUGGCUCGAGCUGAAUACCUGAAGGAACAGGUCAAGAUGAGGGAGUCCCGCUGGGCAGCCGAGAGCCUGGACAAAGAGGGGCUGUCGGAGUCUGUUCGUAGCUCUUGCACCCUGCAGUAACCCCAGAAGGAUGACUGGACAGACCAUAAGCCACCUGAAAUGAGGGACACACUCACCUAGACUGAUGCCCAGAAUUCUGUGGUCCUCUGCAGUGCUGUGGAACAGGUUUCCUGGAUGGGCAACUCUGCGACCCCCCACAUCCGAGGAUCCCCAGCUCCCCUCAGGAUACUCUGCACUUCCCAGACCCUGAUGGCCCGUGUUUGUGUUGGGAACACUAGGCCUUGGCCCCUGAGGGAAGGGGAGCAGGACUCUGGGAGAAGUUUCCUUCGUAUGACUUCUGUUAUUUGGUGGCUGCUGGACCCUGAGCCUGUCACUUCUGGGGCAUCGGGCUUCUGUUUUUGUUCUGGGAACAGGACAGGGAGCCCUCUGCUCUUGCCCCUUCUCUGUCAGCAGGCAGCUGUGCCUGUGCCCACCCCUGCCCUUCCUGGGAGCCCUUAUUGCAACUCACUUCACUCCUUGCACUGGAAUGGGGCUCUCCAAGACCCCUCAGGGACCACCCACCCCACGGUAUGCACCCCACAGAGCUCACCAGUCUUCUUGGGAGCUGACCCCUGCCCACCCUCUCAAUAUUUUAAGAUAAUCCUUCAGACGUGAAAAUAAUGUACUUCAUAUGGGUGGGGCAAAUUUAAGAAAGCCAUGCCUUGUUCCUGCUCUGGCCCAGGGGGCACGAGGGGAGGGGUCCUCAGCCUUUAUCCUUGGCCCCUACUAGCCACAGAGCUGGUUCUGGCCUGGAAGGGGCCCGCGUAGGGGCUGCCUGACCCAUCAGGCUGCAGAGGACCCGGCGAUCCAGGAGGUCUGAUGUUGCUGCUACCCCAGUGUGUGACCCUGGGUGCAUCCCUUCCCUUUUCUGGGCCUGGAUCCGCCCAUCUCUCUAAUGGCGCUGUUAAUACCUCCUCAGCUCGCCACGUGAGCUAAGUGAUUUUAAUCUGGAGAAGAAUGUACACACGUGGAGUUACUUGGGGGAUCCUUUUUAAAAAGUGCACAAGGGUGUUUACGAUCUCUAACCUUUGUGCCCUUCAGUGCCUCCUUGGGGCAAGAGGAGUCUGUCUUCCUUGCAGGAGGCUGGGUGUAAAGAAUAUAAUUCAUGGUUUCUCUAUUAAAUUAUUUUCUGAA